Gracilinanus agilis (Agile Gracile Mouse Opossum) is the source of this 2942-nucleotide messenger RNA. It is a transcript of the gene B3GALNT2, whose product is annotated as beta-1,3-N-acetylgalactosaminyltransferase 2. The record is from RefSeq and is a predicted model, not a curated record. The coding region runs from base 231 to 1742 and encodes 503 amino acids. Gene Ontology annotation, molecular function: hexosyltransferase activity. Gene Ontology annotation, cellular component: membrane. The transcript is spliced from 12 exons. Lineage: Eukaryota; Metazoa; Chordata; Mammalia; Didelphimorphia; Didelphidae.
GGGUCUGGGAAAUCUUCCCCUGGAGUCCAGGAGGAGCCUGUCCACGCACACGGGGGUCAGGCGGGCGGGUGCGCGCGCGUUCACGCUCUCUCGGGGUGGUCGCGCGAAGGAAACCUUUCCUCACCUGCGCUUCUAUCUCCUGCCGUCACCCCCAGCCUUCCUCCGACCCCGGGACGCCGGGGAGCCCGGCGCGCGGCGGGGGCGCGAGGUGGAGCGGGCGGGGGCGGCCAAUGCGAAACUGGCUGGUGCUGCUUUGCCCGUGUCUGCUCGGGGCCGCGCUGCACCUCUGGCUGCGGCUGCGCUCCCCGCCGCCCGCCUGCGCCUCCUCCUCCUCCGGGGCCGGCCCCGCAGAUCAGCUGGCUUUAUUUCCUCAGUGGAAAUCAAGACAUUAUGAUGUGGUAGUUGGUGUGCUGUCAGCUCGAAGUAAUCAUGAACUACGAAAUGUAAUCAGGAGCACCUGGUUGAAGCACUUGAAACAGCAUUCAGAAUUAAGUCAACGUGUGCUUGUGAAGUUCAUAAUAGGUGCUCGUGGCUGUAAUGUACCUGUGGAAGAUCGAGAAGACCCUUAUUCCUGCAAACUGCUGAACAUCACUAAUCCCAUUUUAAAUCAGGAAAUCGAGGCAUUCAGUCUUCCUGAAGGAACAGCAUCCGGGUUCUCUGAGGAUCAAGUUGUCAGUGUGAGCUUUCGAGUUCUCUACCCAAUUGUCAUUACUAGUCUUGGAGUCUUCUAUGAUGCUGGUGAUGUGGGUUUCCAGAGGAAUAUUACUGUCAAAGUGUAUCAAGCAGAACAGGAGGAAGCUCUCCUUAGUGCUCGUUUCAGUCCCCCAAGCUGUGGAGUACAAGUCAACAGACUGUGGUACAAACCAGUGGAGCAGUUCAUUUUGCCAGAGAGCUUUGAAGGCACAAUUGUGUGGGAGAGCCAGGAUCUUCAAGGCCUCGUGUCUAGGAAUCUUCACAAAGUAACAGUGAAUGAUGGAGGGGGAGUUCUUAGAAUCAUUACAGCUGGUGAGGGAGCAUUGCCUUAUGAAUUCAUGGAAGGUGUAGAGGGAGUAGCAGGAGGCUUUAUUUAUACAAUUCAGGAAGGUGACACCCUUUUACAAAACCUUCAAACUCGCCCAGAAAGGUUUAUUGAUCAUAUCAAUAACCUCCAUAAGGAGGACGCCUUACUGAAGAAAGAGAGCAACACCUUUGAUGACAUCGUUUUUGUGGACAUUGUUGACACCUACCGAAAUGUUCCUGCAAAAUUACUGAACUUCUAUAGGUGGACCGUGGACACAACUAGCUUUGAUUUGUUGCUGAAGACAGAUGAUGAUUGCUACAUAGAUUUAGAAGCUGUGUUUAAUAGGAUUGCCCAUAAAAAUCUGGACAGACCAAAUUCUUGGUGGGGAAAUUUCAGACUGAAUUGGGCAGUUGACCGAACGGGAAAGUGGCAAGAGUUAGAGUACCCGAGCCCUGCUUAUCCUGCCUUUGCAUGUGGGUCGGGUUACGUUAUCUCCAAAGAUAUUGUUCACUGGUUAGCAAGCAACUCGGAAAGACUAAAGACAUAUCAGGGUGAAGAUGUGAGCAUGGGCAUUUGGAUGGCAGCGAUAGGGCCUAAGAGAUAUCAGGAUAGUCUCUGGUUGUGUGAGAAGACGUGUGAAACUGGGAUGCUCUCUUCCCCUCAGUAUUCUCCACAAGAAUUGAAAGAACUGUGGAGACUGAAGGAAGCCUGUGGGGAUCCUUGUAAGUGUGAGGCAAGAUGAUAAUCACUUAAACCUGGCAGUAUGAAGAUCUGGAGUGAAGACAACAUGAAGGAAGAUCUAUGAGGAAAACUUGAGGUUACGCUGCGGAAACCAGAUUUCUUUCAAGGGGCAUUAUGUUGGUGCUUUCACUAUAACUGAUGGAAUAUUCCUUGAUAUUUGCAUAGAAGUUCCCCUUUUAAAAUUAGCAUAUUCUGAAAUGAAACAUUAACUUUUUCUAUGUCUAAGCAGUUUUGAAAAUACCGUAUCAUAAAAGGGGAAAAGACCUUUUAUUUAAAAAAAAAAAAAAAAAAAAAAAGCUUGUUCACUUACAGUUUAAUAAUAUCUGUCCAUCACUUAGGGUUGUGUCUUGGCUAAAUGCUGAAAUGAAUUGUAAUGGCUAAAGCAGCAAAUGAAGAGGGAGUUUCAAGGGGAAACAAGCAGUUUCUCAGUAGGGAGGUUUGCUUGCCUGCUCUGGGCAGAAGUGCUGGCAUUCGUUGCUUGUGAUUAUUGAACAGUAAGUACAGAUCUAGCAGGUAGCCAUAGAGGGGAGUUUGCCCCAUUUUGGACCCUUGUUUUUAAAAGUAUGUCUCUCAUCUCAGUGGUUCCCCAAGUUUGUGGCCUCUCUAGUUUGACAGGCAGACAAUACUGGGUGCUAAUUCGGUGGGCUUCUGUUGAUAAGGGCUAUGAAAUGUCCCUAUUAAGGAAAAUCUUCCAUAUCAGUCAAAAGCAAAAUACUCCUCAGGGUUUUGGUGAUAAUAGGGAAGUAAUUUUCUAAAGAAUAAGUCAGUGCCCUAAAAGAAUAACCUCACUUUUCUAUUUCCUGGGAGUAUUUAUAUCAUCAUGGCUUACCUCAGGCCUAAUAUUUACAUAAAAUUGAGGCAAUAUCUAGAACUGAAUUUAGUCAUAUUUGAACUUCCAUGAAGAUGACACUCUGAACUUAGGUCUAGGCUCAACCCCAAAUAAAAAGCAUGACUUUUUUUUCAGUGCCCUAAAAAUAGUACAACAGAAGGGAUAUAGCAACAUUAAUUUGAUUAGCAAAAUAGUGGAAGAUGUGCCUCCCCCCAUUUUAAGUGGCCUUUUCCUUAGUUGUAGAUCAUAAUCACAUAGUAUCAGUAAGUAUUCAUAGUGAGGUUUGUUAGGGGGAAAAUGCAGAAUGCUUAUUGUAGUCAGACAGUAAUUUUUUCAGACAUUAGUCAAGAUAGUUUUAACAUUUAGGUUUUC